Molecule: messenger RNA, 2829 nt
Organism: Zootoca vivipara (common lizard)
Lineage: Eukaryota; Metazoa; Chordata; Lepidosauria; Squamata; Lacertidae
Gene: SLC39A1
Product: solute carrier family 39 member 1
Biological process (GO): zinc ion transmembrane transport
Cellular component (GO): plasma membrane
Molecular function (GO): zinc ion transmembrane transporter activity
Source: RefSeq, a predicted model, not a curated record
GGCGACGGGGCCGGAGGAGGUGAGUUGAGCGUCGCGGAGCAAGGCCGAGAGGGCUGGAGCGGGACUUCGGGGGCUGCCCGGGCAGAGUUUUCCGCUUCCAGAGGCUGGCGAGAUACGGGUCUAUAGACAGGACGACACCUCCUGAACCCAAAUCCCUCGGGGGUGUCCAAAAACCGGCGGGGAAUGAAGAUGAUGGUAGCAGCUUGAGGGAUCCCUCCGCUGACUUGCACGGUGGUUAAGCACAAGGGCUUUGUGGGCACAGCCUGGAGUUGGCUCGGAAGCCCUGCACCGGAGCGAUGGCCGCCGAGUUGAGGCCCGAGACGCAGCUGGAAGAGAUGGUGUGGGAGCCUUACGCCCAUGUGGUGGCUCUCCGCUCCGCCACGGGUUUGGAGGUGAAGCUGGGCUCUUUGGCUCUGCUGCUGGUGGUCACCCUCUUGUGUGGGUUCCUUCCUCUGUGGGUCUUCCGGCGGCCGGGAGCCACAACCAGCUCCUCAGAUUCCCGAAGGAAGGUUUUAAGCCUGGUGAGCUGUUUCGCUGGAGGUGUCUUCCUGGCUACGUGUCUCCUGGACUUGAUCCCUGAUUACCUGGCCGGUAUUAAUGAGGCCUUCAACAACUUGAGAGUCACGCUCCAUUUCCCCCUGCAAGAGUUCAUCUUGGCCAUGGGCUUCUUCCUAGUCCUGGUCCUGGAGCAGAUCGUCCUGGCCUACAAAGACCCGGCGGGAUCCCUGGAAGAGAACCAGGCCCUCCUUGGCUCGGCCGCGAACCCCUCUGCCUCCAUCCAGGACCACAGCUGGCCUGACGGGCCGCUGUUGCACCAGCACGGCCGGGACCGCCCCCACGUCCACGUAGACUUCAACGCCCACUCGGCCAUCCGCUCGGUCGUCCUCCUCCUGGCCCUCUCGCUGCACUCCGUCUUCGAGGGGCUGGCUGUGGGGCUGCAGGAGGAGGGGGCCCAGGCGCUGGAGAUCUGCCUGGCCCUGCUGAUCCACAAGGGCGUCAUCGCCUUCAGCCUCAGCCUCAAGCUCCUGCAGGGGCGGCUACGCCCCCGCGUGGUGGCGGCCUGCCUUGUCCUCUUCGCCAUCAUGUCCCCCCUGGGCAUCGGGCUGGGCGUGGUGCUGACGGAGACCCCCGUGGCAGCCCUCCACCAGCUGUCACGCUGCGUCCUCGAGGGCCUGGCCACCGGCACCUUUGUGUACAUCACCUUCCUGGAGAUCCUGCCCCACGAGCUCAACUCCUCUGAGCAGCGCAUCCUCAAAGUCAUUGUCCUCCUGGCAGGUUUUGCACUCGUCACCAGCAUCCUGUUCAUCAAGAUCUGAGGAGGAGGAGGAGGAGCAUGGGUAUGGUUGGGUGGGUGAAGAGAUGCCCUCGAUCUGUGUCCUAAGUUCACUCACGGAUCCCUUCGGACCCAAACCGCGCAGGGCUUUGACUUUCAGAAACUCGAGGGAGGAGGUUGAACCCAAGGCAGGCAAGCAAUAAUUUUAACAGACAUCCCCAACGCUCUCCAUUCAGAGGCAAAAAUAGCAGAAAACAGAGACAGUCCGGUGACAUGGAGAGGGCGACAACACACACACGCUAUUCCUGUUAUGUUAUCCCCUCCAGAAUUCAUCCUACUCUGUGGAUUUCCCCCUGCUGUGGGGUUCCUAUACGUUAGAACCCAGGUCCAAAACUUGAGAUAGACAGGCUUAUCUCCUUUUUAAAGAUUCUACCCCCUUCCUCUGAAAAUAGGAACGCUGUUUUAGACCUGCCCUCUGACUGCUCCCACAAUCUCAGGCUGUGCUCUAGUCCUGCUUGCCUGGGGCAACUGCAGUUGGGCGCAAGGUCAGAGUGGUCUGGUGGGGUGUUAAGUGCUCACACCCUCUUGUGAGUACAUAGCUAUGAAAAUAUAACCAUGGCCAAAUUUGGCGUGGGGGUGGCGGCUUGAUAAUCCUUCCCUGGGUUUUAAGAAUUUAAGCAGGUCUCUGAAACGGGCAGUCUGGCUUUAUCUGUCGUCCUCUGCAUGCUGGAGCAAGGGGGGAGAGUUCGAAUGCUGUGCCCUGGGGGAAUAACAACACAACUGUUGUGCGAUUGGAAUAUCGUUGCACCGGCUGGUCGCAUGGUCUUUCGAGCAACUGAGUGGUCACCACCCCUCCUUAUGCGUUUCCUUGCACAACAACACCCUUUCUGGUGUGGUUGAUACCGCAAAGUUAAUGUACCCAGGACUCUUGCUGUAUGCAACCCUUUGCCAUGUUUCACAAAUCAGUGUGUGUAUCUUUUAAAAACAAAAACAAAUCUGGUUUUCUGGUGCCAAAAUACCUCUCUGCCACCUCCACAGCUUGUUAACCGUCUUGCCUUAAAAUGUUGGUGCCUUGACUGUUUCAAAAGGGCUCACCAACCGUAGUGUGUGUGUGUGUGUGUGUUUUGUACCGUGUGGUUGGUUGGGUUGAGUGAGUCAAACACUUUUUACAUUUUGGUUGCCUCCUUUCCUUGACCAGCCAAGCACUUUGCAGGGGAACAUUUCGGGGCCACCUUUGGUGUUGUUUUUUUUUGGGGGGGGCGACUCUUGCAAUUCCUGUCUUAAGUGCCAAAGGUUUUUUUUUCUCACCUGCCCGGGGUGGGGUGGGGCAAUUCUGUGGAUUUUGCUCAAGUGAAAGUUGUGCAAAACGAGUGUUGUGGAUCAACUGACGCAGACACAGCUUUUAUUGGGGAAAUGAUUCUCUUCCAUUGAAGCAUGUGAGGCUGAGAGAGACAAAUGUAAAAUAGCUGUGUUCGUGAAUCUGCUGUAAGCUUGCUUGAUGCAGAGAGAAUCAUCUAGGAGGUAUCUUUCAUUAAACUGACAUGUUUUAGAAUCAA